AUGGGGAUUAGUGAAUUCAAUAUAGAGAGUAUUGGUAGUGUUGUAUCUGCUGCUUCUGUUGGAAUUGCCAGUGUUGUCGCCACUUCUAGGGGUUCAGAUACUGCUAAUGGUGCCAUUGAUGUAGUUGCUAUUGCUAAUUGGGUUGCUGGUUUGAAUGGUGGGAUAAUUGGUGCUGUGGAGGGUAUUGCUGGGAUUUUUUGCCUUAUUGGGGCAGUUGGAUUGAGACGUCAUUUAACUUAUGUUACUGAAUUUUCUAAUCCGUGUUUAAGGGAGGGAGGAGCUUGCAUCGAAAACAAUUUGCGUUUCUUGAUCGCGAAAAUGGAUUGUUUUUCUGAGUAUAAGCCCCCAACAUCAAAAAUCCCUUUCCAGAAUAAGAGAUACCAUGUUUUCCUGAGCUUCAGGGGGCCUGAUGUGAGGCAAACAUUUGUACACCAUUUGUCCGAAUCCUUAUAUGCUACGGGAAUACGUUUUUACUAUGAUGACCUACUUGAGCAAGCAAUUGAGGAUGCUACCAUUCCCUUCUUUACCACAAAUUAUGCUUCGCCAGCCUGGUGUCUGCGGGAGCUGAAGCACAUGUGCAAUUCCAAAACGGUCAGAAAACCCCUUUCUUACGACGUCCAGCCGCGCCACGUUCGACACGCAAACCACCAACCAAAAUUAGGCGGUGAAACGCGUGCAAACCGCGAAGCUACAGCAGUGUGCAAAAGUGAGGCAAAAGCAGAGGACCAAAGAGAUGCAGGAGGACAGGGCGAGAGAGAAGCAAGAGCAGAGGCAGAAAAUGAGACAAACCCAUAUAGUGAGGAAUUGAAAGAGCACCUCCGUAAGGGCCGACAUCCACUUUGGUUGAUCGACGAGUGGGGACAAUCGUUGAAGAAUAUUUGUUAUCUCAGGGGAUACCUUGAAAAUGGACAGUCUAUUGACAACGCCUUGAAGCGGGCAAUUGAGGAUAGCGCUAUCUGCAUCCCCAUCUUCAGCAAAAAUUAUGCUUCCUCACCGCAUUGCCUGCAGGAGCUCACGCACAUGUGUAAAUGCAAAGCGCUCAUCAUUCCCCUCUUUUAUGACGUCCAGCCGUUCCAAGUUCGAACCGCAGAGAGUGAAAGCCAGGGAAGUAGAUAUGCCGAAGUAUUGCGGGUACACUACUCUACAGGCCGAUAUCCACCAGAAGCCAUGGAGGAGUGGAAACAGGCACUGCAUCAAAUUACCAGUCUGCCUGGGUGGACGCUUGACACCAGAUCCUGCUUGGAGGGAGAUCUGGUGAAACGCAUAGUCUGUGAUGUUACCAACACAUUGGAUGAAAUCCCCUUACACAAUGUUGCAAAACAUCCCGUCCAGCUUGACAACAAGAUACAAGACGUCAUACGCUUGCUGAAGCUGCACAACAAAACUGAUGUGCUCACAUUGGGUAUUUGGGGAAUGGGUGGCUGUGGCAAAACAGUCAUUGCAAAGGCCGUCUUCAACAAUAUCUUUCAAAGUUUUGAUUGCUGCUCUUUUCUAUCCGACGUGCGGAAAAUGUCCCAGAAGAAAUUUCAAGAGCAUAUCAUCAGAGACAAAGUUAAGAGUUUCGAUGAAGACUGGUCGAUGAUUGCGCAGGUUUCGGUAGCGAAGCGCGCCCUGGUGAUUUUAGAUGAUAUCGAUGAUAGCAAGCAGCUGGAGUUGCUAACGUGGGAAAAUUGGGGCGGUCCGGGAAGCAGAAUUAUUGUAACAACCCGCGAUAAGCACGUAUUAAACCUGGCACGGAUUAAUGCUGUUUACAAGAUGGAAAGACUAGAUCAUGAUGAUGCUCUACGUUUGUUCAAUUGGCAUGCAUUUUUGAGUCCCGAGCCAGAUAAAAAGUUUAAAGAACAAUCAGAAAGGAUUGUGGAGGCCUGUGGCGGUCUGCCUCUGGCAAUUGUAGCCGUGGGAGGUCAUUUGCAUGACAAAAAGGAAUCCCUUGACUACUGGAGAGAAGCGUUGAGUACCCCGCAGAGCAUCUGUCACCAAAAAAUUUACGACGUGCUCAAGAUUAGCUAUGAUAAUCUCAGUUAUCAAGAGAAAAGGAUAUUUCUCGAUAUCGCUUGCAUUUUCACAGGUAAAGAGACAAAGCAGGCCAUCCGGCACUGGAAAAGAUUCAAGUGGGAUGCGUAUACGGCCAUAACAAAUCUUGAGCAUAAAUCGCUUAUAACCAUUGGCAAUGAUAAUGUAUUCAUGAUGCACAAACUUCUCCGAGAUAUGGGGAAGGCGAUCAGAGGAGCGGAUAAGAGCUCACCGUUCUCUUUCAACUUUCUCACUGGGUUGAUCCUUCCCACUGAUUUCUGCCGAAUGUUUGCUACAAAUAAAAGAUUUGAGACCGCAAGGGAGGGUGAAAACCCAUUUCCAGGUGGAAGAAAUGUGCAGGAAUCUGCGGAGGAUAGACGUUGUUGGUGA
This is a messenger RNA of Cryptomeria japonica (Japanese cedar), 2403 nucleotides long. Its product is annotated as TMV resistance protein N-like. Gene Ontology annotation, molecular function: ADP binding. Bases 1 to 2403 code for a protein of 800 amino acids. Gene Ontology annotation, biological process: signal transduction; defense response. The record is from RefSeq and is a predicted model, not a curated record. NCBI's taxonomy places the organism in Eukaryota, Viridiplantae, Streptophyta, Pinopsida, Cupressales, Cupressaceae. The transcript is spliced from 3 exons.